UUGUGGUAUUGAAAGAUUGAGUCAUUUUUUAUAUAUUACUGUUAGAAACUGAAGACUUUCCUUGAACGUUUCUUUCGUGUUCAGGAUAUAAAUUUGCUAUUUUUCGUUCUCUAUGAUCGUACAUGGAUCAUGUAUUAAACUUAUUCCUUUGCCGCUGUUUGCCGACCAGCUGCUCGAUCGAACAGGCGAGGUCCCAUUUAAAAUUGAAGUGACUAGUUGCUUUUCAAUGAAGCGCAAUGUUGCGAUGGAAUGGUCACGUUGCAACUUCAAAGAGAUCCAGGUGCACAGUGGAUUAAAAACUUGUUUCAUAUAAAAAUGGAGAAUCGACUGAAAACCUGCCAGCAAAUCAAGGAUUUUGAAUAUGACGUCAGCUACGCUCGAGCAAACACACAGAGUUAAUUAUUCACGCUUUGUUUACGUAAGAGGGUUAGCGAAAACGAAAAGCACUCAGAACUUUCAAGUUGUUGUAGACUUGCCAGCGAUUUGUUUUGCUUAUUGCAUUGUGCUCGUGAGCUUGAUAGCAUUGCCUGGGCAGGAAAUAGAUCGAAGACAUCGCUAGCUUCCUGUGGGGAGUUUGAGGAAAUAUGACUAACACAAGAUCGAGAGAGCGUUUCAGUUGCACAGAGUACUUCGAUGCUGCUGUGAAGGACGCGUUUCCGAGAAACAGAUCGACAGUACGUAUACUAGACGCGGGUGCGGGGCGCGGUUCAACCGCGUCCUACUUGCGGUCUCUGGGAUACAAUAACAUUGAUGCCUUAACAGUAUCCAAAGAAAGACUGGACCGUGCAGAGAGAAGCGGACUGUACAGAAAUUUUCUUUUCACUGCAUUAAAAGCGGAAUCCACUUUGUACGCCACAGGUGCGUUUGACGCCGUGAUCUGCGCGGAUGGCGUUUUUCCGGACGAAGUGGAUCCUGAUGCAAUGGACGAGAUGUUGCGCCUUGUUAAACCAGGAGGCAUUGUUUGCUUCACGAUGGACGCUGCUCAAUUCGACGAUGCCCACAACAGCUACAGGUUAAAAUGCGAGGAGCUGGUGGCCAAGGGAAAGUGGAAAUUAGUAUCUCAGGGAAUUACAUCACAGUAUUUUGAACCGGAAAAUGACAGCAACCACAACUUUGGCGAAACUCUCCCUGAUGACAUCUAUGUGUUAGUGUUUGUGGUCAUUGACAACUAAUGAAACAUAGCAUCUACUGAAAGUCAACCUCGAUGGUUACAGCAAAAUGCUAUAGAGAAUUUAGUUUCUUCAAUUCGCCUAUGCGUAGUGAAAACUUUUUCCUUUGCGGAGACCAGUGGAUUUUUAUGCUGGGCUGGCUUCAAAUUUAGAGUAAUGAGGUUUAAAAAUCGCAAGUGCUGGAGCGGCCAAUACUGAUUUAAAAAGUUUCAGUGUGCUGUAGUUCUGAGUCCAAAAGAGACCAAACAUUUUCAGAAAUACCGCGAAAACUUGACAAGAAACCGUAUAGACAUGAAAUAAUGAUAGCAACUAUUUUUGCAGGUAAAAGACGAAGUUAAGCCGAUCUUUUUCCGGAAUACAUCGAAAAUUAAUUAAGCAUCCCUAAGUCGGACGUUUAAGAUAAAAGUUUAAGGUAUAAAAUGGGCUGAAUCGUUUGGACUAUAUUUAGACUGAUAACAAUUUAGUGCUUGAAUGUCAGUGUAAAAAGGUCAACAAACAUUGAGCCGACUUUAAAACUGCUGAGAUAACUAUAUUAUAAAGGGUUUAAUAGUAUGGACAGUCAGUAUAAUUUGUAAUAUAUGGAUUGUAUAUGGCUUUUAUCUAUGAUGUUUAUUUAACAUUGCAAAUCAAUUAAUUUUUAAGAUUGUUUAUGGCGACCGCGUUAGCGGUAAUCUUUGUAACAUAGAGCGGUUUUCAAUGCGAGUGUCGUAAAACCAAAACCACAGUAAUCACUCUAGCCAAUCACAAAGCACACAGGCAAUACAGUGAACCAAUCAAAACUCCAAGAAAUUACGUGUUGCUGGCGCAAAGCGCGGGAAAAGGUGUGCGAGCGAGGCGCGAUUGGUUAGUUUUAGUUUGACUUCUGAUUGGAUGAAAAAGUGGCGCAAAUUUUUUUAAGCCAAACGUGUAUAGUAGUUGGUGCAAAACCAUUUCUUUUCGACACUCCAAUAAUAAUCGCUCUAUUAGAAUAAUUAAGGAAUACAAUGUCUUCGACAUCACAGAGUUCUACAUCGAUGUACUGUACAUAGUUAAUUUUGUCUCAAGUUACUUCUAUUGUAUAAGAGAUGGAUUUUUUUUUUACAUUUAAGUAUUACCAAUGGAAAACUGGUGUAAAAAUAUUUCUUCCUUAUAAUGUACCUGGUACAAUUCUUUUCAGUUUUCUGAAACAAUAAAACUGGAAAAUAA
Molecule: messenger RNA, 2354 nt
Organism: Orbicella faveolata
Lineage: Eukaryota; Metazoa; Cnidaria; Anthozoa; Scleractinia; Merulinidae
Source: RefSeq, a predicted model, not a curated record